Molecule: messenger RNA, 1004 nt
Organism: Cottoperca gobio
Lineage: Eukaryota; Metazoa; Chordata; Actinopteri; Perciformes; Bovichtidae
Product: methyltransferase-like protein 7A
Exons: 2
Coding region: 1-720 (239 amino acids)
Molecular function (GO): S-adenosylmethionine-dependent methyltransferase activity
Source: RefSeq, a predicted model, not a curated record
AUGAAGUUAUGCAGACUGCUUUGUUUUGUGUUGACUUUACCCUUACAUCUAAUGGAGAUCACGGGCCUGUACGGCAUGUACAAACGCUUGUUUCCACUGCUUGCCUACAAUAUAACAUUUUCAUACAACGACAAAAUGCACAAAACGAAGAGAGAGCUUUUCCGAAACGUGGGCAAAUUUGCAAACACGGACGGUACUCUUCGCUUGCUGGAGAUCGGCUGUGGCAGCGGGGCAAACUUCAAGUUUUAUCCCUACGGCUGCACGGUGAUCUGCACCGACCCCAACCCGCACUUCGAGAAGUACCUGCGGAUGAGCAUGGACGCGAACAAGCAUUUGACUUAUGACACGUUUAUAGUCGUCUCCGGGGAGGACAUGGAGAAGGUAAAGGACGAGUCAGUGGACGUUGUUGUCUGCACCUUGGUCCUCUGUUCUGUCUGCAACGUGCAGAAAGUGCUGCAGGAGGUGCGACGCAUACUCAGACCAGGUGGAGCCUUCUACUUUUUGGAGCAUGUUGUCUCAGAUCCCUCCUCCUGGACAUACUUCUUCCAGCAUGUGUUUGAGCCUCUGUGGUACUAUCUUGGAGAUGGAUGCAUGAUUACUAGAGCAACAUGGAAAGAUCUAGAGGCAGCUGGUUUUUCUGAACUUCACCUAAAACACGUUGAGGCUCCAGAGGUUACUCUGAUGAUAAGACCACAUAUCAUGGGGUAUUCCAUUAAAUGACUGCAAGGGAGAAUGGACUAAAUGGGCCUCUUAUAUAUGGGCUUCAGAAUAGUUAUAGGUGUAUUAGGCACUAGAAUAUUUGACUUAUUAAUUUUUUUAUUGGGCUAACAUUCAUUAGAAAUCAGUGUCCACAUUAAGUCUGCAGGUAUUGCCAAAAGCUGUCAAUCUGUACAUUUAUAUUUCCAUUUAACAAAAAUACACUAGCCACAUUGCAAUUAUUGAGUGAAAAUAGAUUUAUUUACUCAUAGAAUCAGCAACAUUUCAUACACCAUUUGUUCUUCUUC